Molecule: messenger RNA, 6335 nt
Organism: Paramacrobiotus metropolitanus
Lineage: Eukaryota; Metazoa; Tardigrada; Eutardigrada; Parachela; Macrobiotidae
Product: macrophage mannose receptor 1-like
Exons: 27
Coding region: 111-6143 (2010 amino acids)
Molecular function (GO): signaling receptor activity
Source: RefSeq, a predicted model, not a curated record
ACUAUUAGAAGUAUUAGACAAAAUUUUAAGAUUUAGUGUUAAAUUUUGGGCUUCUACGUAUUCGCAUUUCAUUUUGGCCAUGCAGCUGCUUCCGUAAUACUGUAGCGGUAAUGGCUUCGUUAAUAGUGCUGAUGCUUACACUGGCAUGGCUGGGGCCAGGCAGUUUUUUCGUUUCGGGUCUGCGUUGCCCUGGCCAGGACUGGUAUUACCGAAAGGGCACGGAUAAGUGCUACUAUGUUAUGGGGAAAUAUAGCAGCUCUAAUCCGGAUGGUUUCGAUGGAGGCUUAUCUGGUAGCAAAAAUUUUGACAAUUCCGUUGCAGCAUGCAGAGCAUUAGGAGGAAAAAUACUCGUUUUGGAAGAUUCUGAAGAGCUGAGUUGGCUUACUGCCAGACUGUCAGGAGACUACAGCUGGUUUUGGAUGGGGUUGACCUAUCAGAAUAAUCAAUGGGAGUGGACCGACGGCGAAACUUUCAAACCAUAUACUGCAAUACCAGGCUUAAAUGUUGAACGUCCAACAAGUACUACACCGACAUCGCAACGUGGAACUGUAAGAUACACUUCCAACAGCACUUUCCAGGGAUUUGUCUUCGCCAGUGAUAGCGCGACAUUCUCUAAUGGAUACGUCUGCAAAGGAGACUGGAGCGGUCGUCCAUGGUGCAAAACAGAAGAAGGCUACGUUUAUCAUGAUGGUCGCUGUUUCCGCCCGGUAUACGACCCUGCGGGAUUUGUUGGUGCAGAAGCCCAGUGUUUCGCCGAUGGAGGGUAUCUCCCCGUUCCACGAACAGCGGAAAUCAACAAUCGAAUGUCGUACUGGUUUCGUACUUACUUCAAAGCCAAACAAACGUGGCUGGGAAUCCAGAUCUGGAACAAAAACGCCUCAACGACAGCCGACAAUCUGCACUGGAUGGAUGGCACUCCACUGAAAAAUACAUCAGCAAGUCUUUGGCCAACAAGCGUUGACUCAUACGUUAGGGACCUACCAAACGGAAACAAUUACUGCGGUGAAUACAAUACAAAUUCUGGCUAUUACGGCGGAGAGUUUGGGUGGACCUGGAUUGAAGCCAAAGACGAUUGGGCCUUUACUGCCAACUGUACCUCGCCUAGGCCAUACGUAUGCGAAUCACCUUUAAAUAAAUGCCCCUACGGAUGGCAUCAGUCUGGGGACAUGUGCUAUCAAAUCAAUUUGGGAGAUGAGGGCCUGAAAAAUUGGGCGAAUGCUCAGACCACCUGUCGGCAAAAAGGAGGCGAGCUAGUGACCAUUAAAGAUGUAUUCAAAAGCAUCUAUAUCGCGGAUUUGAUCUGGAAGUACGGCAUCCACGAUUGGGAAGACGGGACACAGCAUGAAAACUACUGGAUUGGCCUGAAAGGCAGUGAUAACGGAUACGUUUGGCCGGAUGGAUCAGUUACGAAUUACACGAAUUGGUAUAAUCAGGUUCAGCCUGCGAAUAAUCCAAACAUGUGUGUUUACAUUGCCUUUGAUCGUCGCACCAAUGCAACGGGAACUUGGCAAGUGACGCAAUGUACACAACCGCAAGGCUUCAUUUGCGAAGCGCAUCACACGGCAAAUAUCCAGCCAGACGAAGUCGUUAUCAGUGCACACACCUGCGAGGCACCUUUUGUAUCCUUCCAUGAAGGAUGUUUCCUAGCCAUGACAGAAGAGAAAACAUACGAAGAAGCCAGUCAAGACUGCAUCAGCAAACAAUCCCGAUUGGCCAUAAUUCGAAACCGCGGAGAAAACUCUUUUCUUUCCGAUAAAGUAACCAAAGACUCCUGGAUUGGUAUGCGAGUCAGCGGCAGUACGGGCUCUUCCACAUCCGCUUCCGGAUUCCAGUAUACGUACAGCAACGGCGACAUUGCUGGCGCUGGAUUUUACCAGGACUUCACGGACACGUACAGUAUAACAGUGUCCGACAGUUUCGACCGAUUCUGUGUAGCUAUAGCGGGCCCCGGAAGCACAUUCCAGUACGGAUCAUUUUCCAGUACACCGUAUCGAGGGGAGUGGUAUCAUGCCAACUGCAACCUGAAGCGUGGCUAUGUGUGUUGGCACGAAGGAACCCUUAUCGAAGCUCCCGUAACGGAGGACGUAUCCGAUCCUCAUUGUGGAGCGGGAUGGUUUCGAAAUGGACCGCAGUGUUACAAGGUCAUGCCCACGGUGUCCACAUGGCGCUCUGCAAAAGCCACUUGUCAAGGAAUGAGCGAUAAUGCCGAUCUCUUAUGGUUUACUACCCAAGAAGAAGAGAAUUUUGUCAGAACACAACUUCAGCAAUACUAUUCGCAUAUACCACACGGUUUCUGGAUCAAUCUGUACGCCGAACAAGCCAAUGCUUGGUACUCACCGUAUAGAGAUUACGCAAACAAAAACUAUCUUCCGUUUGCGGUGAGCAACUGGGCGGAAGGCCAACCAACUCCUGACGGUGGUACAUACAGUUCUUCUUACACACAAUGUGCACGAAUUACAUCAGUCUCUUCCGGUAAGUGGAACGCCUCCAGAUGCCUACAACUACACGCGUCAAUAUGCAAAAAGACCAUCGAAAGCCUGGUAACACCGGCGCCAACAACUGCUCUACCAUCUCUUGCUCCAGACCAACAACUUGGAUGUCCUUCACACUGGCAUGCCAUUACCGGCCGCUGCGUUAGGAUCAGCAUAAUUCCAGCCGACUGGGCCACUGCCCGUCAAGCAUGUCGAAACGAAGGAGGAUACCUGGCUGACUUCAAAGACGAAAACGAAUUCAUGUAUUUCAAAGGAUUUUCCGUUGGUAGUUGGAUAGGCCUAAACAGUAUCAACGCCCAAAGUAAUCCUCGAGCGUUUACCUGGACUAGUGGUGCAGCAGUAACCUUCGUUCCAUGGGAUGUUCAGUCGCCUAACAGCCAUGGUGCUGGAGCAUGGACCAAUGAUACCAACUGCGCCGCUGUCAGUCCAGGAGGCGUUACAGUUUAUCCAUGCCAUGAGAGAAAAUCCUACGUUUGCGAGAAGGAGAUGGUCCCCGUAACCGGAAGUGCUACGGUGGAAAUCCCCCACUCUCGUGGCUGUCUACGAUGGGGUGUCGGUUUCCACGAGUCGUGCUACUACUUUGGCCAGGAUCCCAGUAACACACAGAUCGGAAGCAAACCGCCGAUGGAUUUCGACAGCGCUCGUGCGUUUUGUCGUCAACACUUUGGUGCAUCUGCUGACCUGGUCAUCCUGAACGAUGGUACGGAAGAAAGAGAAUUUAUUAACACCCAUAUUGCGCGCACAGGAGAGGAAUACUGGAUUGGCCUGAAAGAAGACCGUGAACCGUGGAACGCGUUUAAAAAAUGGGUGGAUGGGUCAAGUGUUGGCUCAACAAACUGGGCGUUCGGCCAACCUGCCGUGACGAAUGAAGGGUUCAAAGGAUGUGUGGCAAUGCACGGUUCCAUUGCUGAACACGGAACCAUUAUGCCAGGAGAUUGGUAUGUGGCUUCCUGCACCGAGCGAAAGAUUGCCCUCUGCAAAGCGGACAGCACUUUCCAUCCGUCUCACCCAACAGCCAACCCCUCGACACCUUCGCCCAACGGGUGCCCUCAGGGAUGGAGCACCAAACCGGAAAUCGAAACAUGUUUUAAGAGUUAUCGUGGAGACCAAGGAAGUAACGGGAUACACAAAUUAUCUUGGCAAGCAGCCGAAGAUUUCUGCAGGCGAUUCAAAGGGGGUCAUCUGGCGUCGAUAAACAGUGAAGCCGAGCAAAGCACAGUUUACAUGCUUAUAUACGGGGACAUGAACUGGAUUGGUCUGCGACAAAACCCCAACGCUCAAAACCGUUGGGAGUGGUCAGAUGGGAAAGGACUGACUACGUCUAACUGGCAUUCGGAAAUCAGUCACACUAACCCUUACACGUCCAACUGUGUUGGAUUCCGCUCCAGUGGAGAAUGGGUCCCACAAAGCUGUGAACUGGGCAACGGAUGGGUGUGUGAAGUACCAAAGGAUGUCUACUAUCCUGGUCAAAUAGUGGAAGAGUUUCCCACUGGCAUUCCUAUCAACCAUACCUGCGGUACAUCUUCUAGCGAUGGCGCGUGGUACUUUGAUUCGCAGUCCCAGGAAUGUGUCUAUAUUUCUUUGAAAACCGAUAGCUGGGAAAACGCGCAAGUCACCUGUGAAAGCAUGAAUACUAACUUGAUAACGGUGACCACUACAAACUAUCAGUUUCUGCUGCUGAAAAUUGCCCAAACAAUCACUUCAAAUACAUACAGCAGCGGACGAGACUAUUGGAUCGGCUUGAGAAUGAUUGAUAUCGCGAACAAGGAGUACGGAUGGGUAGAUGGACAUCCUUCAUUCUUCCGACCGUGGGAUGUAAAUGAGCCUAAUGGCCGUGGCACGGAACGAUGUAUUUCCCAGAAUUCCAUCAGUGGCAAAUGGCGCGAUCACAACUGUGCUCGCACUCUUCAUUUCAUCUGUGCCAAGACGAACCGGAUAAGACCCGUUACGACUCCGAGUCCCGUUGGAGGAAAUUGCCGAACUGGCUGGACUGAGCAUGGACACAAUUGCUAUUACUUCUCCAAGAACGAGAGUAAAACUUGGGAACAAGCUCAUCAAGCCUGUAUACAGCUUCAUCCUGGAUCCAGUGACCUUGUUUCAAUACACAGUUCAAUCGAGAACGAUUUCAUAGUGACGAGAAUGAAAGGUCAACACCAUAGGGGCUACUGGAUUGGUUUGCAUGAGGUGCAGGUCGAUACGUACUCCUAUACCUUCGUGUGGUCCGAUCAAAGCCAGAUACGAUACAAUAACUGGCAUUUCUCUGAGCCCCUUUACGAUUAUGGCACCAGGGACAGAGCUAUUGAAAUUCGCGGUGAUCAUAACCGUGCCGGAAGAUGGCAAGUGCUCAAAUCAGAUCAAACGCGAGAUUACAUUUGUAAAGCAAAAAAAGAUCCCGGUGCGCCACCGCAGACCGUAACUAAUAACUGUCGAUCCGGUUACACCCAACUGGGAGAGAAUGGAGCGUGCUUCUCGGUGAUAGCAUUACCCGAUGGACGGGACAACUGGCAAAACGCCAAGGAUGCCUGCACCACCGGUGAUGGCUACGGCAAGCUGGCGACAGCGGUGGAUGUUUACGACAACGCCCAAUUCCGUGUAUUGCUGCACCAGGCUUAUCGCAUUAACAAUCACAGCGGCCACGCCUGGAUCGGCAUGCAGAGUCACGUGCACAAUUUCGCUUGGUACAAUGGAUGUCCAGUAGUGUAUUCCAACUUCCUGACGAUGCUGCCGCCUGGUAAUAACUCGGAUCACUGUGUGUCCAUGAACCAUGACGGCAAAUGGAUCGUCCAGAACUGCACUGAUAGCGUUCAUUAUGCUGUUUGUGAGCAUAGAACAGAGCCAUGUCCGGCGGUUUUCAAUAUCACCGACAAUAACAUGUACUGUCCAGUCGAUUUUCCAACCGAAUGCAACACCAUGUGCUACCGUGUUCAGACUAAAUCCCAUCAGAACAACCAGUCCAUCCAUGUGGAUACCUUCCAAAGAGCGAAACAGCAGUGCGAAAAGUUGGGUGGACGACUCGCAUCCAUCCGUAACGAAGAAGAACAGAAAUGCUUAGAGAAAUAUAUUCAUCACUCCACCGAUGGUAUGUGGAUUGGUUUGUAUGAGGCGUUAGAUCCAUCGGGUGAAUAUGUCUGGAAAUGGGAAGAUGAAGGAGCCGGAUUCGGAUUUUCAUCGUACACUAACUGGGAGAGCGGCAAACCUACAAACAAUAGCGGUUUGAUGUAUACAGCGAAACGCUGUGCGGAAAUUUUUCCCAAUGGGACAUGGAACAAUCUGGCAUGCGACAAUUAUGAUUCCAGAGGCAUGAUAUGCGAAAUCCGCAAAGUGCGUUCUGAAAUUGGCCGCUUAACAACUAGUAGACCGUUUGGAGUGACCGAUCCGCCCAGCUCCUCCGGCAUGUUGGGCGGGUCAAUUGCUGGCAUCGUAAUCGGUGUGCUGUUGGGUGUGGCUGUGGUCGGAGGCGUUGCGUAUGUUGUUGUCACCGGCAAGACUGGAGCGGUGGUUGGAUCCGUUCGGAGCGCUGGAAGCCGUAUUAAGUCGACGGCUUCGGAGAAAUGGUCCGGAUUCGGGAAUCGCAACUAUAGCCAGUACGAUAAUGAUCAGAAUCCGGUGGUGAACAAGGACGAUUACAUCGGUGGUGACUCGUAUACUUGAUUCCGUGGCGCUUUUAAUUCUCUUGGACUUUUUGCAAAUUUUUGUUAUAAUGAGAAACGUUUUUCCAACUGAGCAACUACAAUGUUAAACUUCUGUUUCAUUGAAACAUUGUCAGAAGGUUCGAAGUGUACAGUGUGAAGAUGGCUGGAAAAAUGUGAGUUAUGUAUUUAACUGAAUGAAAUUUUAAUUCAA